This is a messenger RNA of Plodia interpunctella (Indianmeal moth), 3189 nucleotides long. RefSeq names its product Rab11 interacting protein (gene Rip11). The transcript has a single exon. Gene Ontology annotation, molecular function: small GTPase binding. Gene Ontology annotation, biological process: regulated exocytosis. Gene Ontology annotation, cellular component: intracellular membrane-bounded organelle. The record is from RefSeq and is a predicted model, not a curated record. Lineage: Eukaryota; Metazoa; Arthropoda; Insecta; Lepidoptera; Pyralidae. Bases 141 to 1580 code for a protein of 479 amino acids.
CUAUGGCGCAUUCCUACGGUGGGUGACGGUGACGGCCGACAGCUCAUCGUUUAUUAUUUUCAUUUCGAUGAUUGUUUCUUACCUUACCCACUUUGUAUUUUCAACUGUACUAACUAGUGUAUCGCUCUUAUAAUAUCAAAAUGUGGGAUCCAACGCAUGUGCAAGUUACUGUUCAAAGAGCGCGGGGACUUCUGAUCAAAGGUAAAAACGGUACGAAUAACUGUUUUGUGACCAUAGCCCUAGGCAAAGAAAAAUUCCAAACUUCCGUCAAACACAAAGCUACUGAGAGUGUUGAAUGGUUAGAAGAGUGCGAGCUGCACAUUCCCUCACAUGGAAAUACAGCUGAAAUCGUUUUAAAGGUUUGGGAUGAAGAUUUUGUAAAAGACCAUUUACUAGGUCAAGUAUCGAUUCCGUUAAAAGACCUCGAUGUCUACGAACGACCAAGAAACCGCUGGUAUUCUCUUCAGGGAAAAGCUGGAAAAGAAAAUGACAAGAAAAGGGGUGAGUUGGAGGUCAAAAUUGGCUUCACUGUGAAAGAAGGAAGUCUAAAUGACCUUAGUAAAAAAGAUAAACAUAGGUCUUCUUUGUCUAGCAUCGCCCAAAAUGUUGGAGGCAGUCUUAUGAGCAUUGGCAGUAUUGAGAAGCGUAAAAGUAUUAAAAAGUUUGCCAAAACCCUUGGAUCUAAAAUAAAUUUGAACAAAAAAGAUAAAAAGAGUGACUCUUCCUCUCUUAGUGAUAGCUUGGGAAAUUUGAAAAACUCUGCAGUUUCUACUCCAGAGCACUACACUCCAAAAUCUUUUGAACCAAGACUUCCUGCAGAAGCAGACCCAGGUGUAAUAAGUGAAGAUGAAGAUGAGUUUGCAUUUGAUGAUUUAUCUCAUAAAAGUUCUGCAAGUUCACUCAAUGUUCAUACAUUGCCACGUGGCCACAAAUACACACCCUCACCUGUAAACGCUUCUUUGGAAAACUUGGGUGGAGGAGAAUUUCUCAGACGAUCUACUAGUAGUAACUUGGCAAACCCUGAAAAAUCUGUGCCUCAGAAACCAGUUCGCUUGAAUUUGGAUACAUUCACUCCUCCUCAAACCAAAACUCAAAUUAUAGAUAAAAAUGAUGAAUGGUCCCAAAAAUUAUAUCCUCGUUCAAAGUCCAAUAGCCAAACAUUUAUUGAUAAGGAGAAAUCAUCAAGUCUAGAGAGAAACAAUAAACUUGAUAGCCCAAGUUCUUUAAAAGAGAAACCAAGUCCCAAAUUCUUUAAGAAAUUUGGUAAUAAUAACAAACCCAAAAAGUUACUGGAGGAGCGUAUCAUUGUUGGAGAGGAGAACAUUGUUGAAGAAGAUUCUAUAAACCCAGCAUACAACAGCAUUCCUAAGACUGUGUUGGAACAGUUUGAUGGAAAAUCACGAGAAGAUCUCAUUGUACUUAUAUACAAUCUGCAGAAAGAUGCUGAAGCAGAGAAAAAGAAAAACAAGGAUCUAGAAAAUUAUUUAGAUGACCUCUUGUUGAGAGUGAUGGAAACAACACCCAGAAUCUUACAAAAUCCAUAUGUUAGAAAUAACAGCAUGCAUAUAAGAAAUAAGUAACAGGUUUGGCAGACAUUACACAACCAAGUAUUUCCACUUGCAUGAAUUAAUGAAAUCAUAAUUAUGUUUGUGUGGUCUCUUUACAAAAUGUUUGCUUUUCAUUUUUUAAUUCUUUUUGAAUAGUUUCAUAACUUUUUAUGGGUAUGUAAAAUAAUAAAUAUCAAUAUAAUAAUAAUGAUAAAGUCAUUUGUUGUGCAUGAAUGAUUUGUCUCUGUACAAGUGGUGAAAGCAGCUAAAAUUGAGAAACCAAAAUGGCAGACGUGUGAUAUUUUGGAUUAUACUUUCACCACAUCCUCUUUUAAGUCUUGUCAUGUUUGAAACUUGUGCCUUAAUAUGUAUCUGUGAUAUAGAUUGGUCAAUAAUACGAUUUUAGUAUUCAAAACUUUCCAUUUCAUAUAGAUUUUUAUCACUCCAGUUUAGUGGGCAAUUAUAUGACAACAACAAAAGUGAACAUGUAAUGAACCUACUUUUUGUUAUGUUACAGAUAUUUUUUUCUGUGCCAAAUUUUGAAACAUUUUUAUAUCAAUAUGAUUAUACUUUUGUAUUUCAGCAUACAAGCAAUAAUUUCUUAAACUCUAUACCUUCUUUAGUAAACUGAACAUUGGUAGAGCAAGAUGUUUUUAGAGGUUGAUAUCAUUUCAUUAUAACUAAAUGAAGAUAAUUGUUUAACAAGAUACCAUGUUGAAAAUGACUCACAUGCAUUGUAAUGUGGUGACUAAGAAUCUUGUUACAUGUUAUAAUUUAAUAUAGGUAUGAUAAACUUCCAUACAAAGCAUGAAUAUUUAAUGUGCAAAUAGAUCUGUCCAAAAUUAUUAACUUAUCUUACAUGUCUUACAUUAAAAAACAUUAAGAACUUAGUUAAGAAAUAUUAAUUUUUGUUGUGAUUCUAAGGAGGUGUCUGGUUAGUGCAAAAACAUCCAUUCUUUAUUAUAAGUAUGCCAAUGUGCAAUAUCAAGUGAAUAAAAUAUUCCAUUAGUACUAUAGAAGCUUUUUAAAUUAAAAGUAGAGUAUAUUUAUGCUUAUUUCAAGAGCAUACAUAUAAAUAACACGAAUAAAAUUAGAAACUUUCCACAUAUAAUACAAUAAUUAAUUAAUAAGUGUCAUAGCAGUAUGUAUGAAAAUUGCAUAUGUAAAGUAUUAGAAAUAUGUUUAUAAUAAAAAUCAACAAAUUAUUAUCUUUAUAAAGUUUAUUAUCUGAAGAUAAUGUGAUAGUGAACAUUCAAAGACAAACAGAACAAAAUAGGUUGUAUUAUGUUGCUGCAAUAUAGAAGUUUGUUACAUUUUAAUUUUAAGAUGUCCCUAAUAUUCUUUAUUCAAUAUUUUUUCCAAUAAACUUUUUGUGAAAAUACCUUGCGUCUGUAUCCCAGGCAUAUUAUAAAAAAUAAAUAGUAGAAACAGAUUAUUUAUUUUAUAAAAUAAAUUAGUGUGUACUCCAUGUAUAUUUUUUAGUUUUCUUUAAUAAACUACUUACUCUUAAGUUGUUAGUAAACCUGUAUCUAAAGUUAAGAGAAAUGUAUGUUUAUUUUGGAACUUGGUUUUUCUAACUUAUAAAUUUUGUUUAAAACACCUAUUUGUUUGUAAAAUAAAAAUAUAAUUAAACAUGAAAGAA